Messenger RNA from Lactuca saligna, 648 nucleotides. Lineage: Eukaryota; Viridiplantae; Streptophyta; Magnoliopsida; Asterales; Asteraceae. The record is from the annotation of a GenBank genome assembly.
AUGUACUACUGUGAACCAUGUUUUUCGCUAGUGGAUGGGCUUAAUCCCAUUUCAGAUGAUGUGGAAUACACUGCUUUUAUAUCGGAUGUUUAUGGAAAAGAUGAUAUAAUUUUUGUUGAUAUCGAUCAUGCUGGAGUUGGAGUAGAUGGGUGGUUUGAUGAGGAUGGGGAGGAUAACGAUGAUCAUGAGUCUUGUAUUGAUGGUGAAAAUGAGGAUAAUAUAGAUGAACUUAGCAAUGGGAAUGUGGAAUUUAAUGAGGAUGUAGUUAUUAUGAAUAUGACGUCAAAUGAUCCUUUGAUGAUUGGGAGGGAUACAAAUGAUAAGAUAUAUCCAAUUGCUUGGGUUGUGGUAUGUAUAGAGAACAAGCAGAAUUGGAAAUGGUUUUUGGAACAUCUCAUUGAGGAUCUACACUUGAAUUUAGGAAAUAGAUUCAUUUUUGUGUCAGACCAACAUAAGGUGUUAAGUGAUGAGCAAUACGAUGAACAUUGGAAUAAAAAUAAAUGCAAAGUUAAAGGCUAUGGGAAGGUCACCAAUGACAAUUUUACAGUCAAUCGAGUAGCUUAUGUCAAAGGACUUCAACACAACUUGAUAAGUGUCUCACAACUUGUUGUGGGCACUCAUAAUCAAGAAGUUUUCGGUGAGGACUGA